Tyto alba (common barn owl) is the source of this 2762-nucleotide messenger RNA. It is a transcript of the gene SLX4IP, whose product is annotated as SLX4 interacting protein. The record is from RefSeq and is a predicted model, not a curated record. Lineage: Eukaryota; Metazoa; Chordata; Aves; Strigiformes; Tytonidae. The transcript has 10 exons. The coding region runs from base 564 to 1793 and encodes 409 amino acids.
CAGCCGGCGGCCAUUUUGGAUAGGGGAGAAGAAGCUCGCGCUCGGCAGCCAUCUUGCUUGGGGGCAGCGGAGCCGUUACAGCCGUUGGAGGCAGGCGCGGCGCGGGGAGGAGGUGCCCACCUCUCCACACACAUGCGAAAGGCACCCAGAGAUGUCCCGUGUGUGAGUAGUUUGCAGCUGUUGUAUUAGAAGCCGCUGUAUCUUCAAGCGGGCAUGCGUGGCAGGAGUUUUCAGAUCAUCAUUCCUGCUGAGUUCAAAUUCCCUCGCCACAGGAAACUACUUCUUUGCUAAGGACCAGUUUGCACUGACUUAUCAUGGCAUCCAACAAAUUUGUCAUUAAGCUUGCUGAUUCAGCAUAGACACUUCACUGGUACUCAGCAUGUACCCUGGAAAUCAUUAAAUACUUUUAACAUCACUGACUACCUGAGCAAAUGGAUAGAUUCUCACUGAGCAUGCGUUUGUAGUGUGGGAACUUUGCUAUUUUGGUGGACGUUCAUAUUUUGCCUCAAGACUCCAGUAACGACACCAGCUGGUUUUCAGAUCAUGAGAAAGAGGAGGUCUGCAUGCUACUAGAAGAUGUUGUUGCUUCAAGGGUCAAACACUACCUGGAAGAGCGUAAACAACGUGGUCAAUGGAAAUCAAUGGAACAUGCAUCAUCUGGCCCUUUGUUUCUUACCGCCAACAGUUUUCACAUUACUGCCUACUUUAUGAAGAGAUGGGUUAAUCUCCAUUGUGCUGUAGGGAAACGUUAUCGUGAGCUACGUGUGUUUCCAGACAGAUUUAUAGUUUGUGUCAGUAAACUUGAAUCUAAUCCAAGUGCUUGGACAUGUGAAAAUGGUGUAUUGAAAGAAGAACUUUCCAGUGGGACGUCUGAAUAUUUUACUGAAACUGCUGAGAACAAGAAGCGUAAGAUUAGUCGGAGUGAACAAAUAAAGCAAGACAUCUUGAAAGAAAUUGUGAAAAGGACAAACCCAAGGAAAAGUAGCACAAGCAAGCCUCAAAUCAGCAAGGAAUCCAGGAAAGUGUAUCUUGGCUCAGUGGACUCGCAGAGAGGGAACAGAAAGAAUGACUGUCAGACUUCUCUCAGUCCUCAAUCUGAAGUGAAAUGUAGGAGUAGGGGACUGCUAAAGGACUGCAUAAAUACAGCUGAGAGCAACUUGGAGUUUCCUGUUUCAGAGCUGGAAAAUUAUGUUAAUCAGAGACAGACAGAUGAUGUUAGCAGCCAGAAAAAACCUCACUCUGUGGAGUGGUUGAAUUUGAGGCUUCUAAGCGAGAACCUUCCUUGUAGCUCUGAGUCAGCACUGCUAGGUCCAAAACAAAGUCAAAAAGUGACCAAAACAGAGGCUCAACAAAAGAGCUGUGGCUCAGAGGAAAAGUUAGAGCGUUUCAAAAAAGCAUUCUCUGAAGGGACUCCUUUGAUUCCUAGCAAUACAGAAAUAAGUAAGUUUGAUGAUGAUCGUUUAGGUCCAUUCCUGGAGGAGAAGACCCCGCUUAAUUCCAGGAUGUUUUGCAACGAAGAUGUGCCAAAGACUGCGUCUGGUGAGAAGUCACUAACUUUGAGAAAAAACCUCUCCCAGCCUCUUUCUGUGAGGAACAAUACAGUGGAGGCAGGCCAGAAUGAGCCGAGCACAACCACUGAAGAAUUGCCUGUGAUGCCAUCCUCACGCUUAGAACUGCAGCCUGGGUCUUCAGAGGAGCUUAUCCAGAAAAGAAAAAAAGAAGCUGAAAGUGGUCUCCGGAAGUUAAAACUGCGAAGGCUUAAGAAGUCCAUGAAGUGCGAAACACCACGUUGAUGGCAUGGGCGGACAGCCACGUCUGUAUUCAGAAAGCAUGUGCAAAAAGUAGGGAGCAAUUCAAACCAAUGAAAAAUAAUAAGAAUUCAAAGUCAAAAUUAGAUAAAACUGUUUAAGAAAGCUUAGUUAACUGUCUUAGUCAUUUGGAACUGUAAUGAAGAUGAUUUUAAGUCUUUAGGAAUUAGACAUUAAUAUUCUACAAAAUGGUGUGGUUUUUACAGCAAGAAAAAUAUCAUAUUUACAAAGCAAAAUUUUAGAUCUGUGUAUGUUUUAGUACUAUUAAAAAGUCUUAUCAGCUGAUGACAGCAAAAGUUAAAACCACUUUUGUGAUCUGUUAGCAGCUGCAGUUAUUCAGUGAUUUGUUUCUGAACGCAUAGUUUAUUAUAGUAAAAAUCAAUCCUUUCUCAGUAUUAGGAAGUUCAUGGCUUAUUCAUGUGAUCUUCCCAACAGUAAGCUGAAUUGGGGUUGUUUCAAAUAAAUCUUUAACCAGGAUUUAGUGUUCCUCCUAAUUUAAGUCCUGCCUUUUCAGUCGGGUUUCAAAAUCACUAUAAUUCCUGCUUGUGCAAUUUUGCUACGAACAUUUACUUCUAACCCGCGUUGUGGAUACAAGUGUUCAUGCAUUCAGGCUUUGGAAAAAUGAGGAUUGGUUUUUACAUAUGCAGUCACCGGGGUUUGCAGGCAUGGCUGCUGGGAAAAGCUCGUCCAUAACCGUGCAUACGCGUCUUCAGGCAGUCAUGUUUCAAAAUGGGGCCUUGUUUGUGUGCAAGGGCAACAUGCUGGUUUUCAUGUAUUAGCGAUGCCCAAGUUAUUUGUUACUUUAAGAUAGAGGUAAUUUUUAAUUGCACGGUGCUCUUUCAUCCUGCUUUUGUAACUUAUGUGCUAAGGAGCUAAGGAAAUGUAACUUUUUAUUCUGUGCUUAUUUUUUUUUUUUUUAAUGUUUAAAAUAAAAUUAUAAGCACUUUUCUGUCA